AUGGCGAAAAGAUUGACAAAACCUACGAUUAAUUGGAAAGAGUUUGAUAAACUGGUGCCUCCUGAUCAAAGAACGAAUUUCUUAGCGUUCAAAGCGAAAUCAGAUAAUUAUCUUCGACGGGUUCAAGCAAAUCCAGCCGAAUUGCCAAAAAUAGAUUGGAAGAAAUAUGAAGCAAUGGUGCCGGUUGCUGGGCUGGUAGAGAAGUUUAAGAAAGAUUACGAAGGCCUCAAAGUCCCAUAUCCCGUAGACAAUUUAACAGCUACCAUUGAUGAACAGUGGAAGACGUUGCAACCGGAGAUUAAAGCAUAUUGUGAUAAUGCACAAAAAGAAAUAGAAAUAGCAACUAAAGAAUUGGAAAAGAUAAAGAGUCUACCGAAAUUCGAAGAUAUCACAAUGGAGAUGUUUUACGAUCUAUAUCCAAACGAAGCUUUAGAUCCUGUUAAGCGUCCAACGUUUUGGCCGCACGAUGAAGAAAGUCAACUUGGAUACGAAGAGAAAAAAGCGAAAAAAGAUGCUAAAGAACCGCAGAAGAAAAAGUGA
Molecule: messenger RNA, 540 nt
Organism: Zerene cesonia (dogface butterfly)
Lineage: Eukaryota; Metazoa; Arthropoda; Insecta; Lepidoptera; Pieridae
Product: ATP synthase subunit d, mitochondrial-like
Exons: 3
Coding region: 1-540 (179 amino acids)
Biological process (GO): proton motive force-driven ATP synthesis
Molecular function (GO): proton transmembrane transporter activity
Source: RefSeq, a predicted model, not a curated record